Messenger RNA from Panicum hallii, 2961 nucleotides. RefSeq names its product squamosa promoter-binding-like protein 9. The record is from RefSeq and is a predicted model, not a curated record. Bases 23 to 2563 code for a protein of 846 amino acids. The transcript is spliced from 10 exons. Lineage: Eukaryota; Viridiplantae; Streptophyta; Magnoliopsida; Poales; Poaceae. Gene Ontology annotation, cellular component: nucleus. Gene Ontology annotation, molecular function: DNA binding.
CCCCCCCCCCCCCCCCCCGGGAAUGGACGCCUCGGACUCCGGCGGGGGCGCCUCGGCGGAUGCCGGCGAGCAACUCUGGGACUGGGGCAACCUCCUCAACUUCGUCCAGGAUGACGACUCGCUGGUCCUCCCGUGGGACAGCGACGUGGGGAUAGGGGCAGCCGACCCCACCGAGGCCGUCGCGCCGCUGCUCCCCGCGCCGCUGCCGCAGCCGGAGCCGGAGCCCGGACCGGUGCUUCCGCCGCCCCCUCUUCGGGUCCAGGGGAUCGGGCGCCGCGUGCGGAAGCGGGACCCGCGGCUGGUGUGCCCGAACUACCUCGCGGGGAGGGUGCCGUGCGCGUGCCCCGAGGUGGACGAGAUGGUCGCCGCCGCGGAGGUGGAGGACGUGGCGACGGAGUUCCUCGCCGGCGCACGGAAGAAGACUAAGACAGCGGCCCGGCGGGGCAAAGCGGGAGCCGCAGGCGGCGCUGGAGCUGCUGGAGGAACUGUCCGCGCGGCGGCGAUGGAGAUGAAGUGCCAGGUGCCUGGGUGUGAGGCGGACAUACGGGAGCUCAAGGGGUACCACCGCCGGCACCGGGUGUGCUUGCGUUGCGCACAUGCGUCUGCUGUCAUGCUCGAUGGCGUCCAGAAGCGCUACUGCCAGCAGUGCGGCAAGUUCCAUGUAUUACUAGAUUUUGAUGAAGAUAAAAGGAGUUGCAGAAGAAAGUUGGAGCGCCACAACAAAAGACGACGAAGAAAACCUGAUUCUAAAGGAAUACUUGAUAAGGAAAUAGAUGAGCAAUUGGAUCUGUCAGCAGAUGUUAGCGGCGAUGGUGAACUUAGAGAAGAGAACAUGGAAGGCACAACUAGUGAGAUGCUUGAGACUGUUCUUAGCAACAAGAUUUUGGACAGAGGAACACCGGCAGGAUCUGAAGAUGUGCUCAGCUCACCAACUUGUACACAGCCCAGUUUGCAAAAUGAACAAAGUAAAAGUGUAGUGACUUUUGCAGCUUCUGUCGAAGCCUGCAUUGGUGCAAAGCAGGAAAAUGCAAAACUUACUACCAAUUCCCCGAUGCAUGACACCAAGAGUGCCUAUUCAUCCUCGUGUCCAACAGGACGCAUCUCAUUCAAGUUGUAUGACUGGAAUCCUGCUGAAUUUCCUCGACGCCUACGGCACCAGAUAUUUGAGUGGUUGGCUAGCAUGCCUGUUGAAUUGGAGGGCUACAUUCGACCUGGUUGUACUAUUUUAACUGUUUUUGUCGCAAUGCCGCAACACAUGUGGGACAAGUUAUCAGAUGAUGCAGCAAAUCUUCUCAGAAACUUGGUAAAUUCCCCUAACAGCCUUUUGUUGGGUAAAGGGGCCUUCUUCAUUCAUGUCAAUAACAUGAUAUUUCAAGUACUGAAAGAUGGAGCGACAUUGAUGAGUACCAGAUUAGAUGUACAAUCCCCAAGGAUCGAUUAUGUUCAUCCAACAUGGUUUGAAGCUGGGAAACCUGUUGAGCUCAUCCUUUGUGGAAGUUCCCUUGACCAGCCAAAGUUCAGGUCACUUCUGUCAUUUGAUGGAGACUAUUUGAAGCAUGAUUGCCACCGUUUAACAUCUUGUGAUGCGAUUGAUUGUGUUGAAAAUGGCGAUCUUAUUCUUGAUUCUCAACAUGAAAUUUUCCGAAUAAACAUCACUCAAUCAAGACCUGACAUUCAUGGACCUGCAUUUGUGGAAGUCGAAAACAUGUUUGGAUUAUCAAAUUUUGUUCCAAUCCUUUUUGGUAGUAAACAGCUGUGUUCUGAACUAGAGAGGAUACAGGAUGCUCUUUGUGGUUCGUCUAACAGUAACUUAUUUGGAGAGUUACCAGGUGCUGCUUCUGAUCCUUAUGAGCAUCGGAAGCUUCAAAUGGCUGCAAUGUCUGGAUUCCUGAUAGACAUCGGAUGGCUUAUCAGGAAGCCUACUCAUGAUGACUUCAAAAAUGUACUGAGUUCAACGAAUAUCCAGAGAUGGGUAUGCAUAUUAAAGUUCUUGAUACAGAAUGAUUUUCUCAAUGUUCUGGAAAUAAUUGUGAAGUCAAUGGAGAACAUCAUGGGCUCCGAGGUCCUUUCAAACUUGGAAAGGGGGAGGUUGGAAGAUCAUGUAACAGCAUUUCUUGGAUAUGUAAGCCAUGCUCGAAACAUUAUUAAUAGUAGAGCUAACAGUGAUGAGAAAACAAAGCUUGAAACAAGAUGGAUUAGUGUUAGUUCUCCAAAUCAGCCAAGCUUAGGCACUUCUGAUCCACCUGCUAAUGAAACCACUGGUACUGGUGGUGAUAAGAAUUUGCACUCAGCUAAUGCAGCUUAUGAGGAAGAAACUGUGCCACUUGUGACUAGAGAUGACUCACACAGGCACUGGUGCCAGCCUGAUAUGAAUGCUAGGUGGCUUAAGCCCUCACUGGUGGUUAAGUAUCCUGGCGGUGCCACGAGAAUGCGACUUGGCAUGACUGUGGUAGUUGCUGCUGUGUUGUGUUUUACAGCUUGCCUUGUACUUUUCCACCCCCAUGGAGUAGGGGCGCUUGCAUCUCCAGUAAAGAGAUACUUAUCUAGUGACUCCGCAUUGUAGUCAAUGUUAGGUCGGAUCUUUAUUUCCCCUGCCGCCUUCCUCUGUAUCAUAUGCGCAUUGUAAGUUGAGGCAUAGCUUGUGCAUCUGGUUUUUGGGAGAGGGUCAACAUACAGGUGCUUUGCCCAUCUGUGCAAACCUGUUUUCUUCAGACUGUAAGUAGAGAUGCCAGAGUUUCUGACCUGCUAGUGUAUGGGUAUGUAAACUGCUAUGGUAGUGCGUCAGCUAAUAGAAAAUAGCUUCAUUGCUGCAAAGAGUGCGUCUCAACUAUUGACAUGCAAUUGUAAUAUUCUCUCAUUGCAGUGGCCGGUGGGUUUCAUUGGACAAUUUGGAACAGACAAACUGAACAUCACUGCCUUACACAGCGGAAGGGUUCAAUGUCACGAAAACAGCUUGGAGAA